AAAAGCCAGCCUCCUAAAACCUUUGUCUUCCACCUUCUAUAACCCCCUUUCUUUUCAUCCCCCCCAAAUCACAUAAACCCUAAACCCUAAUUUUCUUCCGCCAUCUCUGCAACAGCACCAUCAAUCAAGCGAGAGGAGAGAGAAAAUGGGAAGCGAUAGUGAAACUGAGAAGUCAGCUCACAAGGAGAAGAAGAAGGCCAUAGCUCUCGCUCCCAUUGCUAAACCUCUUGCCGGUAAAAAGCUCUGCAAACGCACUUACAAACUUAUUCGCCGAGCUGCUGAGCACAAAUGUUUGAAGAGAGGAGUUAAGGAAGUUGUCAAGAGUAUCAGACGCGGUCAUAAAGGAAUUUGUGUGAUUGCUGGAAACAUAUCGCCAAUUGAUGUCAUCACUCAUGUUCCAAUCUUAUGCGAAGAAUCAGAAAUUCCUUACGUAUAUGUUCCUUCUAAAGAAGAUCUUGCAAGCGCUGGGGCAACUAAGCGACCGACCUGCUGUGUGUUGGUGCUAAACAAGCCAGCAAAGGGGGAACUAAGCCAGGAAGAUCAAGAGAAAUUGAAGUCAGAAUCUGAACAAGUUUCAUCAGAGAUUCGUGAAUUGACAUCAUCUAUGUUUUGAAAAACCCUUUAGCAUGAAUAGAAAGAUGAUCUGAGAAAUGCUUAGGAUUGUUUUUGUACUCUUUCUUGAUGUAGUAAUAUAAUCAAUGACCCCAAACUUCUCUCUGUAUCAUUUUUAUGUGGUAAGGGUAUGCUAAUUGCCCCCUUUUUUUUG
This is a messenger RNA of Chenopodium quinoa (quinoa), 766 nucleotides long. RefSeq names its product H/ACA ribonucleoprotein complex subunit 2-like protein. The transcript is spliced from 4 exons. Gene Ontology annotation, molecular function: box H/ACA snoRNA binding. Gene Ontology annotation, cellular component: box H/ACA snoRNP complex; nucleolus. The record is from RefSeq and is a predicted model, not a curated record. The coding region runs from base 146 to 613 and encodes 155 amino acids. Gene Ontology annotation, biological process: rRNA pseudouridine synthesis; snRNA pseudouridine synthesis. NCBI's taxonomy places the organism in Eukaryota, Viridiplantae, Streptophyta, Magnoliopsida, Caryophyllales, Amaranthaceae.